Molecule: messenger RNA, 2643 nt
Organism: Durusdinium trenchii
Lineage: Eukaryota; Dinophyceae; Suessiales; Symbiodiniaceae
Source: the annotation of a GenBank genome assembly
AGCGACUCUGGCUCAGCCACGAUCACGUUGAUCGCAGUCCUCUUCGACUUUGAUCGCAUUCUUAACGCGGACCUGCCACUGUCAUGGCGGCGGCGGCAGCGCGAAAACUGCAAAAAGAAGUCGAGGUUGUAUUGAAGAAGGGUCAUGAAGGGACCGAGGAAUUCGCGGAGCUAUGGGACCAGAUGGCUAGCGCACAAGGUCCUCAGAAGGAGAGAUUGGGCGAGGAGUUGAAGAAGUGCAUCAACAAGCUCCAGAGACUCCGAUCGCAGAUGCGAGACUGGUUGGGCUCCAAUGCGGUUCCGACCAAUCUCAAGGAUAAACUUGAAGAGGGCCGGAAGCAGAUCGAGAACGACAUGUCCAGAUUCAAAGACUUCGAGCGGGAAUUCAAGACGAAGGCCUUCUCCAGUACAGGUCUAGCCAAGAUGGACGAGCUCGACUUAGAAGAAGCGGAGAAGCAGAAGUACCAGGAGUGGUUGGCUCAGACCAUCCAGGCGCUGAAGGACCAACUAGACCAGUUUGAAGCCGACACGCAGCUACUCUCAGGGAAGAAAGCCCCGAGCGCAGACGACAAGUCGCGGUUGCCCAAGCUUCAGAAGGCUCAAGAGAGAACCCGAUGGCAUAUCAAGAAGCUCGAACAGUUGCUCCGAGCCGCGAACAACGAUGCCGUAGAAGUGAGCGACCUGGCGGUCGUAAAAGACAGCAUAGAGCUUUUCGUGGAAGCUGGGGAGGACUCAGAUUUUCAUCACGACGAGCAGCUUUACGAUUGCUUCGACCUCACAGAAUAUGAGGAGAAAGCAUUGCCGAAAGGGAUCGAACUUCUAGAUCGGGCAGAUGAUUCAACUAUUAGCGGCUCAGUCGCCCUCUCGAAGAAGGCCGCGAAAGAGAAGGACAAGAAGAAGAAGUGGGACAAGAAAGAGAAGGCUGAAAAGAAGCCACCUCCACAGCAGCCCAAGGUGAACAAGGCCAUCAUAGAGGAGGAUUCUCUAAAGGAGCCCGACGAGGUGAAGGUGCAGGAGGAUCAGCUUCUCACCGAAAGGGAGGAGUUCAUCUGCAAAAUUUGCCAGAUCCACGUGGUGGGAUGCCGACCGAAGUUGACGAGCUGUUCUCACCUUUUCUGUGGAGAUUGCAUUUGGCAGUGGUUCAACCAGCAUCCGGACACGCAGACUUGGGCUCAGCGAGCCAAAGCAGCAGGUCCUGAUCGAUGUGUUCCCUGUCCAGUUUGCAAGAAGAGUUUGAACGAGAAUCAGGAUUUGGUCUCCGUCUCUUCCGACACCCAGAGGGGCGAGAACGUCCUGCUGUGGAGAAUGCUAUCUGGUUUGCGAAUCAUGUGCAUUAACAAUCCCAAGUUGCGGAAAGAAGAUGGGAAGUGCGACUGGAUCGGCGAAUAUGGCACCUAUCAGAAGCACUAUGAGGUGUGCAAGAAUGUGCCUUUAGCCGAUGCGGACUAUCCGCCGGAGACGCCCACCCCGCAGAAGCUCCCGGCGCCCGAGAAACUCCCGGCGCCAACGCCGGCGCCACCCGCGAAGCAGGUGUCGAAGGCGACGCCGCCGGUGGCGCCCAAGAAGUCUCCGAAGAUCGCACCGAAGGCGAUGACCUCCUUACCGAAGGCCUCGGCGCCGAACGUCGCCGCGCAGCCCAUGGCCCAGCCCAUUGCCACCGCGCCGCCCGCGGUCGCGCCGGUGGCGCCGGUGGCGCCGGCACCGCAGGCAGCGCCCACGGCGCCACCGGUGGUGAGAGCAGAGGAGAGGAGGGAACCGCCACAGCCGCAGAUGCCUCAGCCUCAGCUGCCAGCACCGCAGCAGUGCCCGGUAGCGCCGCAGGUCGCCCCUGUAGCACCACAGGUCCAGGUCCAGCCGCAAGUACAGCCACUGGUGCAGCGCAGGGAAGAAGCCCCAGCUGCACCAGCCGCGGCAGCACCUGCAGCUCAAGCAUCAGGUUAUCAAGGACGUGCCUGCGGGAACUUCGAGGCCACCGGUCCCACGAUGGUCCCCGUGCGACAAGGUGAUUUGAUCGAAGUCCUUGAAACGCACCCCACAGGCUGGAGCUACGCGAAGAACCUGUCGAACAGCGGCACCCCACCCGGAUGGGUUCCCUCAUGGAUCGUUGAUGCCAGUGCCAGAGCGAAAGAGACGGUGGAUGCCAGAACGGAUCCGAUCAGCAAGCAGAUCAUUGUGCAGACCCGGGACAGAGAUCAGGACGUCCGGCCCACUGCCGUACAACCUGCAGCACCCGCACCGCAGCCAGUUCAUGCAUCGCCGGCGCCAGUGCGUGCACAAGCACAGCUGGUGCAAGCUGCUAGAGAUUUCGCUUCAGGCAGUGAUUCUCAGAUGUCGUUAUCGGCCAGCGAUUAUGUGGAGAUUGUCGAGCGCCACCAGUCUGGAUGGACCUUCGGUCGCAAGAUGGUAGGUGGCAUGUCCGUCUCCGAGGGCUGGUUCCCUGAUUGGGCCUGCGCCCUUGGCUGCACCGCGCGGGUUCUUUACUCGGGAAAGAUCUGAUGGGGCGUUCUACUCGGUAGAAGCCAUGGUGAGGUGUUGUUUCAUUGCAUAUUUUUGAUGUUUAGUUUGACUCACUGGAUAUGCAGAGUGGCUCGCCAAAAACCUUCCGCAAGCUCCACGAUCAGGCAACCCAUGAUGCAGCAGCUGG